GAAAGUAGAUGUGUGGAGACAACCUGCUCGCGCGUAAUUCUGGGAGGACUCUCCGCCGAGCAACGACACAAUAAACACUCACCGAGCCGUGAGAGUUUCCCCCGGUGGAGUAACAAUCAGCACUUGAAUCACGUCACACCACCCAGCCAGCAGCAAUCUGCAGCCAUGUAUCUGAACAGGGAGGAGGAGAACAGCAAAGGCUCCGUCUCUUUGAGCGUGCUGCUGGUGUCGUUGGCUGUAACGGUGUGUGGAGUUUGGCUGGUGGCUCUCUGCGGCGUCUGCGGAUGGUGUCAACGCAAGCUGGGGAAGAGGAAUAAACCAGGAGUGGAGUCCGUCAGUUCUCCCGAUUCAGGAAGAGGAAGAGGAGAGAAAAAAGCCAUCAAUAGGAACAUGGGGAAUAAGCCAGCUAACAGUCCUAAGGGUCAGCCGCCAGACGCCGACGGCCAUUCCUCAGUGUCUGACCUUGCCAACUCGCUCACUGGAGACAUGGUGAUGUUGUCUCCGGGGUCGGAAGACGAUGAUCACGAAGGUCCAGUGAGCGAGAAACUGGGCAGGAUUCAGUUCAGCUUGGGCUACAGCUUCCAAGACACGACUCUGACGGUGAAGAUACUCAAAGGUCAAGACCUGCCCGCUAAAGACUUCUCUGGGACGUCCGACCCCUUCGUCAAGAUCUACCUACUUCCCGACAGAAAGCACAAACUAGAGACCAAAAUCAAGAGGAAAAAUCUCAACCCUCACUGGAACGAAACCUUUCUGUUUGAAGGAUUCCCGUACGAGAAGGUACGGGAGAGGACGCUGUAUCUGCAGGUGCUGGAUUACGAUCGAUUCAGUCGUAACGAUCCGAUCGGAGAAGUCUCGAUUCCUCUGAAUAAAGUGGAGCUCGGCCAGCUGAAGACGUUCUGGAAGGAUCUCAAACCCUGCAGUGACGGCAGCGGAAGUCGUGGAGAUCUGCUGUUGUCUCUCUGUUAUAACCCCACUGCCAACACCAUCACUGUUAACAUCAUAAAAGCUCGCAACCUCAAAGCCAUGGACAUCGGGGGCACCUCAGACCCGUAUGUAAAAGUAUGGCUAAUGCACAAAGACAAGCGAGUGGAGAAGAAGAAGACAGUGACCAUCAAACGCUGCCUGAACCCCGUUUUUAACGAAUCCUUCCCUUUUGAUGUGCCCGCACAUGUUCUCCGAGAGACGACCAUCAUCAUCACCGUCAUGGAUAAGGAUCGACUGAGCCGCAACGAUGUCAUUGGAAAGAUCUACUUGUCAUGGAAGAGCGGUCCUGCUGAGGUCAAACACUGGAAGGACAUGUUGAGCCGGCCGCGCACAAAUGUGGCGCAGUGGCACGCCCUCAAAGCCUGAUUCGCCCUCUCCAUUUCCAAUUUUUGCCCCCUGAACCCCAUUUGAUAUUUGACCCAAAACCCCGUCCUUAUGCACAAGACAAACUUGCUGCCAGGCGGCACAACACGGGUACUUUUAGCCAUCAACUCUUGUAACCUUUAACCUUUGAGCGUCUCUCUCCUCCACUUUGGGCUUUACUCUGGUAACGUUGUACAAAUCCUGCUUGUUCACUAAUUACGCCAACGGUUUUUUUGCGCAUUAGCAUCCGCUCUGGACUCUGGGAUAGUCGCGGAAUCCAACAAAGCCAUUUAAAGAUGCUCUGAAAGCAUUCGCGCUGCAACUACACGUUACCAGGAUGUUGUUUCCUUCCUGUUUAGAUUUUUCCCUAGUGUUCCUCAGGCUGGAGAGGUCUGACAUCUUUGGGAUGUGUGAAGGCUUCACCUCGGCCCAAACCCUCAUCUCAUACAACCAACCCUGCGUCUAGACCCAGAGGCUCAUGGGAGCUCAUUGGCAGCCUUUAAAUUGGCCACUGCUGAAACAGAUCGAGUCGCAGGAACUCUUGGAGAUGUAUUUUUCCAGGUCUCAGACGUCCCAUGUGAGUCCAACAGCCCCGGAGGGCCGCGGUAAUUAAAGCCAUGAGGGGAAACGAGACGCCCUCUUUCCAUUAGCAGCCUCUCGUUCCUUUUAGUCUCCAUUUAUAGUUGUUUUUCUCACAAUCCCUGACCUCUCCAAGCCAUUUUCCACAUCUAUCCCACUUGACCUGAUUUUCUGUACCUUCGUUCCUUCUCUCUUUCCGAUUGGUUCAGCUGAAACCCGUAGACAUUGAAAACCUUAUGCCAUCUGGAGACUUACAGACAGCAAAUGGACUUCAUCCUCGUCCUUUUUGCUUUUUUCUCUCUGUGGUUUCUCUUUAUUGCUGGCACAAUAGUAGUGAAGUCCCUCUUUUUCUCGGGAUCCCUUGUCGUCCGUGUGCUGUGAGUGAUGUGUUGUAGAUCCAACCGAAAUAUCGUUAAAAAACAUUAACCACCAGGGCGGAAAAUAAAACUACUUUCUCAAAGAAGCGUUCCAGGUUUUCUGGGACUUUUGGAUGGAAUCCUGAUGGAAGAAAAAAAACACUCGAUGUCAUCUUUUUUUCAUCAACAGGACCUUUAAAGAAACCAAUCAGAAUUGUUCUUCCAGAUUUGCUGUGAAAUAUAGAAGAAAAGUUGAUUUAGCGUCGCGUGCGCCGGAUAGUUCUCGCCACACUUUGCUCUAGUGACAUGUUUCUUUGUCCAUGUGUGUUUGUGUUCUGAUAGGGGCUCAUCCUUUACAGAAACCCUCCAGUUAAUGGGUAAAAACCUGUCUUUGCCCGCGUAGGUGUGCGUAUGAGACUGUUUCAGGAGGUAGAUGGGGUUGAAUCUCACCGAAACAUGACCUGGUCACAUUUUAUUCCAGAAAUCAAAAGAAAAAAAUACUAAAUGAUAAUUUGAAUAAAGAAAAUGAAGACUGAUUGUAAGCACAAUUA
Messenger RNA from Carassius carassius (crucian carp), 2836 nucleotides. Its product is annotated as synaptotagmin-7-like. Gene Ontology annotation, cellular component: membrane; axon; synapse. NCBI's taxonomy places the organism in Eukaryota, Metazoa, Chordata, Actinopteri, Cypriniformes, Cyprinidae. The coding region runs from base 166 to 1353 and encodes 395 amino acids. The transcript has 9 exons. Gene Ontology annotation, biological process: regulation of dopamine secretion; regulation of calcium ion-dependent exocytosis; cellular response to calcium ion. The record is from RefSeq and is a predicted model, not a curated record. Gene Ontology annotation, molecular function: SNARE binding; calcium ion binding; calcium-dependent phospholipid binding.